ACAAGCACGUCGUCGAUCGCCGCUCUAUAAACCUCGAGCUCGGGCAGAGGAGAAAGCGGGCCAUUUGCUCGCAUCCGAUCUCCAUCCUCAGGCGAGCUAGAUCUCGAGAUCCACAGCUCUAAGAAGAUGGCCGGCAGCGACACCUUCCUGUUCACCUCCGAAUCCGUGAACGAGGGGCACCCCGACAAGCUCUGUGAUCAGGUAUCUGAUGCCGUACUUGACGCCUGUCUGGAACAGGAUCCCGACAGCAAGGUCGCCUGCGAGACCUGUACCAAGACCAACAUGGUCAUGGUCUUCGGGGAGAUCACCACCAAGGCCAACGUUGACUACGAGAAGAUCGUCCGCGAGACUUGCCGCAACAUCGGGUUCGUCUCCGAUGAAGUCGGCCUCGACGCAGACCGCUGCAAGGUGCUCGUCAACAUCGAGCAGCAGUCUCCCGACAUCGCCCAGGGCGUCCAUGGCCACUUCACCAAGCGCCCCGAGGAGAUCGGUGCCGGCGACCAGGGUCACAUGUUUGGGUACGCGACCGACGAGACUCCUGAGCUGAUGCCUCUCAGUCACGUCCUCGCCACCAAGCUCGGCGCGCGCCUGACCGAGGUCCGCAAGAACGGCACCUGCCCCUGGGUGCGCCCCGACGGCAAGACCCAGGUGACCGUGGAGUACAGCAAUGACCACGGCGCCAUGGUCCCCGUCCGCGUCCACACCGUCCUCAUCUCCACCCAGCACGAUGAGACCGUCAGUAACGACGAGAUCGCCGCCGACCUCAAGGAACACGUCAUUAAGCCGGUUAUCCCUGAGAAGUACAUCGACGAGAAGACCAUAUUCCACCUCAACCCAUCCGGCCGCUUCGUCAUCGGCGGCCCUCAUGGCGACGCUGGGCUCACCGGCCGCAAAAUCAUCAUCGACACCUACGGUGGGUGGGGAGCACACGGCGGUGGUGCCUUCUCUGGGAAGGAUCCCACCAAGGUGGACCGCAGUGGUGCUUACAUUGUGAGGCAGGCAGCCAAGAGCAUCGUGGCCAGUGGGCUCGCCCGCCGCUGCAUUGUGCAGGUGUCCUACGCCAUUGGCGUCCCUGAGCCACUGUCAGUGUUCGUGGAGACCUAUGGCACGGGCAAGAUCCCAGACAAGGAGAUCCUGAGGAUUGUGAAGGAGAACUUCGACUUCAGGCCUGGGAUGAUCACCAUCAACCUGGACCUGAAAAGGGGAGGGAAUGGCAGGUUCCUUAAGACUGCUGCUUAUGGGCAUUUUGGCAGGGAUGACCCAGACUUCACCUGGGAGGUUGUCAAGCCCCUCAAGUGGGAGAAACCUGCAGCCUAGGCUUCAUCCACCUAUCUUAAUGGUGAUAGAACUACAUUAUUUCCACCUACUUAUCAUGUUCUGGUUGAUCUUAUGAGCUGAGAAGACCAAGUAGAGAACUUUCGAAGCAUUAAGUUACCAUUUUCUUUCUAGAGUCAAAAUUAAGAAGAAAACUAUUGCUAUUAUGUUUUGUAAGUUUGAAGCAUCAAUUCAGAAUUUGCUGUUAUUGAUCCAUAUUCUAUUAAUCUGGUUUUA
Messenger RNA from Musa acuminata subsp. malaccensis (wild Malaysian banana), 1551 nucleotides. Its product is annotated as S-adenosylmethionine synthase 1-like. Gene Ontology annotation, biological process: S-adenosylmethionine biosynthetic process. The record is from RefSeq and is a predicted model, not a curated record. Lineage: Eukaryota; Viridiplantae; Streptophyta; Magnoliopsida; Zingiberales; Musaceae. Gene Ontology annotation, cellular component: cytosol. Gene Ontology annotation, molecular function: methionine adenosyltransferase activity; ATP binding.